Molecule: messenger RNA, 1712 nt
Organism: Alternaria rosae
Lineage: Eukaryota; Fungi; Ascomycota; Dothideomycetes; Pleosporales; Pleosporaceae
Exons: 2
Coding region: 301-1518 (405 amino acids)
Source: RefSeq, a predicted model, not a curated record
UCACCUCCAGUAUACCAAACUCAGUCUUGCGAUUUCGAAUCACCUUUUGCCAUUGAUAUCUGUUUGCCUAUAUCGUUGCCUUACGGCCUUAGCAGCCAUUAUCAGGAUAUCUUGAAAGGGAGCAAAGAUACGCAAGCGCGAUAUGGACUGCCGCGAUUCCACACUGCAACGCUGCUAGAGAUCUCGGGGUUCAACUCUUCUUGUCCGCACCGGUCUCUUCCCUCCCUCGACCAUACCUCCAAACCACAUCACGCCAUUCGACAGCGCAAGCUCGAUUACCCUCAUCGGAAGAAGGAUAAUAUGGGGUUCCAGCGCAAUAUCAAAAAAAUCAACAUGGGUCCGGCGACAGGCAAAAAGAAACGCGGUCGGGUGAAGCGAAAACCUCAAAUUUCGGUGCGCAAAGCACCUAAAUCUGGCUCCAAGUCUAUUCCAUGUAUCCGAAUGGGCGUCUUACAGGAGUUACCGAUCACACUGGAUAGCCACGAUGAUGCGCCAACAAGGACACCUCUACGUUCUGAACGUCCUCGAACGCAUGUUUCACUCGCCGAGCCAAAUCUACGAGACUUUCGCUACGAAGGCACAAGUGGGAGCUCAGGCGCAUCGCCCAACAAGUUCAAUGCACCCAUAGGCUUCGUUCUACGACGCUUCACACCCGCGUCUAUCAAGCCUACGAAGGAUCGAUCACUUGUUGGAGUACCAGGAGAAACACUUCAACGAGAUUUGGUUAGCGAAAAAGAAGCGUCAUCGAUUCGUAAACCUGCUACGCGACGCACAUAUCGACCCCACUCGCUCAAUAAGUGCCGAAAAGAGGGCAAACCUGGGGAUGUCAAUAUGAGUCUCUCAGAUACCGACGACUUUGGUCUGAGGAGUAAGGUCGCGCAGCUGAUGGCCAUCGCACCGGCACUGCCUAUUGUGGAUCUCUAUCACCUCAUUAUGGACAGCGAAGGCGAUCUACCGUUGGCAAAGAAACAAGCUAUACGAAUGAGCGAAGCUCCACCCAUGCAGUACCGUGCAGCCUUGGACGCAUAUGGCGGGGAAGUUAUGGUGAAGAUAGACCCGAACGAUCCAGAAUUUGAGUGGGACGACGAUGAGCCUCAGCCGGAGUCUGCCGCCACCAUUACAUCAAGACCAAAAGCUACGAAGUCGAGAAGCCUCUACAAUCAUACGAAGUCUACCAAAAACGCAAAGUCAGGAACAAAACACUGCUCAAACACGAGCGCCAAACGAACGAAGUCGUCUUUAAUGAACCCCACACACGCCAGAGAGACCAGCAGCGACCGCGAGUUCAUCGCCCCCGAUAACGUGGUCCAAUACAAUCUCGACUCGGAUAUCUCUAAUGGCUCCGACGAAUUUCUUGGUAUUGAGGUACGCAGUGAACGUGCACCCAGCGACGUUGAGAUGUCAGAUAGCGAGGAUCCAUUAGAUCUGGAUAUAGAUAUGCAGCCGCGCUUUGCAUACAACACCAGACUCCUGAGAAAAAGAGCUAGAGCUGGAAGAUCUGAAGAAAGGUUGACUUGAUCUAAAGGCAUGUAGACGGGAUCGGAUUAGCAUCUGGCGUUUUGCGUGUGUGAAAAUUAAGUUAAAUCAGUUCUCAGGUUACUCACAGUAUUUGGUUUGUCUAUACACGCUAUCGCAUCCUACCGAAGUACAAAGUAUGCAUACUUCCGUACCUUUGACAGUUGGUACCAGUGUUUGUCUUGGUCUUUUGGUAU